GGUUGCGUUUGCUUUUGCGAGUUUUAGUGUUAGUGUUGGUGUUAACAGGACGCGCCAGUCGUCGAUGUCUAUGUUUAGGUUAGGUUUUAUAUGUUCAUUAGGAAAGUGAAGUGGGUGAUGGUUGCGAUUAUCACUAUGAUAACUAGAAGUGAUGUGUUAAUUACAGUAUGCAAUCUUUGAAAUGUUGAUGGUUCGUUUAGUCAUAAUUCCACUCAACAUGAUAUAAAUUUGAAGUUAUUAUUAGCAUAGUUUAAUUUAAAAUAUUUAAAUAUGUUAAAAACAUAUUCUCGGAAAAAGAAGGCUGAGCAAGAAAAAUUACCAAGUAGGGUUAGGCCUCCUGUAGAUGAUGAAGAUGAAAAAAGACACUUUCAAAAAGUUGUUUAUGCCUUUAAGUCUUACAGAUCACACUUAAGCAAAAAGUUCACUACCAAUAGACAACUUCUGGAAUCAUUACCAGAACGUCAACAAUAUCUCUUGAAAACAUACAAGGAGAGUUUACAAGAAGUUGAGAAAUGUGUACAACAUAACCAAAGCCUUAUUGACUUAAUUGUCAAAGAUGUAUUUUUCAUGUUUGAAAAUGCCAAUGCUCCUGCUCCCAGCCAAGAGUUAGUGGAAGAAGAACCUUCUGUUAUGGAUUUGGAAAGGGUGCAAACAACACUGAAGCAGUUUGUGAGGGAUUGGAGCAAAGAGGGUGCUUCUGAACGUAAUACAUGUUACCAGCCAAUCAUUGAUGAAGUACUGAAAAACUUUUCUCCCGAACACUGUGAACCUGACAAAAUUCAAGUACUGGUACCAGGUUCGGGUCUAGGCAGACUUGCCUUUGAAAUUGCUUCUAAGGGAUAUUCGUGUCAAGGCAAUGAGUUUUCUCUCUUUAUGUUGAUUGCUUCACACUUUGUGCUCAAUAAAUGUAAUCAGAAGGAAAUGUACAGUUUAUAUCCAUGGAUUCACCAAGUAGAAAACAACCUAACACCACAACAUCAAAUGCAAAUGAUUUAUUUCCCAGAUGUAAAUCCUAGUGAACUCCUCAGACCUUCAGCAGCAAAUUUCACUAUGGCUGCAGGGGAUUUUCUGGAGAUCUACACAAAGGCUGAAGAAUGGGACUGUGUUGCAACAUGUUUUUUUAUAGACUGUGCAAACAACAUUGUUGAUUUUAUCGACAAAAUACACUACAUCCUCAAACCAGGUGGCCUUUGGAUAAACUUAGGACCUCUUUUAUAUCACUAUAGUAACAUACCUGGAGAAUUUUCGAUUGAACCAGCUUAUAGCACCGUUAGAGAAGUAAUAGCUGGAGUAGGCUUUGAAAUGGAGAAAGAGGAAACUAAUUUGAAGACAACAUAUGGACAAAAUCCCAAUUCUAUGCUCCAGUAUGAAUAUAACAGUGUAUUUUUUGUUUGUAGGAAAGUAAAAUUAGAAACGUGAUGAGGAGGAAAGAUUAUGGAAAUUUCACUACUAUGUAUAUUUGUGAUGACACCUCUGGAUAGAAUUCAUACAUUUAAAAAAUUAACAAUGUUGAUUUGAAAUGGUCUACAUUAUUUUUAAAUUUGCUGUGAACCUAGACUUACAUAAAGAUCCAGUUUAGAUCAAGAACUGGCAACUGAAUAACCUCUAUUGGCAAGCCAUUUUUCACUUUUGCAAGGGUAUUUUAUACAAAAUUUAAGAAAUAUUAAAUACUUUAUUUGAUCAUG
Molecule: messenger RNA, 1685 nt
Organism: Homalodisca vitripennis (glassy-winged sharpshooter)
Lineage: Eukaryota; Metazoa; Arthropoda; Insecta; Hemiptera; Cicadellidae
Product: carnosine N-methyltransferase
Exons: 8
Coding region: 271-1419 (382 amino acids)
Molecular function (GO): S-adenosylmethionine-dependent methyltransferase activity
Source: RefSeq, a predicted model, not a curated record